Molecule: messenger RNA, 2400 nt
Organism: Anopheles merus
Lineage: Eukaryota; Metazoa; Arthropoda; Insecta; Diptera; Culicidae
Gene: ric8a
Product: synembryn
Exons: 4
Coding region: 196-1842 (548 amino acids)
Biological process (GO): G protein-coupled receptor signaling pathway
Cellular component (GO): cytoplasm
Molecular function (GO): G-protein alpha-subunit binding; guanyl-nucleotide exchange factor activity
Source: RefSeq, a predicted model, not a curated record
GAUUGUUUUGCUUUUUUGUUUUGAUUGCGAUCGAUUUGUUCGAAGCACCCCCAAAAUUGUACUGCACCCUCGGAAUCGUCGUGUAGAUUAUAAUCCAAUUUAACCAUUUCAAACCGGUACGGAACGUGGCUCGAGCAAGACGUGGUCGUGAGUUAACCUAGAAUAGUGCGUGCGCGUGUGCAACAAGCAAUAGCGAUGGAUGCGGAAAGCUUAAGCUGCCUGCUGAGCGGUGACUACGGGCGGGUGAAGGAAGCGCUGGUGAAAUUCAACAAACAGAAUUCCCAGGUGUUUAACUUUAUGCACUUCACCAGCACGGGCCAGUGGGUGGUGAUCUGGAACAAGCUGUUCGAGUACCUGGCGGACCCGGCCAUGCCCCACCGGGUGGACUGUUUGAUGGCAAUCAAAGUGCUGGCCCGUGACAAAACCUACCUGAACGAGACGGUUAGCGGGGGGCAGCUGGAUGGGCUACUGCAGCUGGCCGGCAUCGGGACGCCGGAAGGGUGUGACGCGCCGGCCAGCGAGGAGGUACAGGUGGAAGCCCUCAAAUGUCUGAGCAAUAUGAUAUUCCAAAGCACCAAGUGCCAGGAAAUGUGUCUCACCAAUGCAUCCACCGAGGGCAUCAUCCGGCGCGUCAAGAUGUACAAGGAAGCACCGUACGGGUACGAUAUCAAGUAUUUUGACAUGAAGCUACUGUUUCUGCUGACAGCGAUCAAUUGUGAUAUUCGGGCCAAAGUACGCGAUCAGCUGCACGGGCUGGUGUAUCUGGUGGAAACGCUGGAUCUGUUCAUGAGUCAGGCGGCAAUAUUUAAGGAAUUCAGUGACAAAGAUCUUGAUCUAAUCAAUGAGGUGCUGAAGGUGCUGUUCAACCUAACAGUACGCUCGACGGACAAUCUCGUCCCGGAGGAGGAGGAAGCGACACAGUUCCAUCGGCUCGUGACCGUACUGCACGAUCUGUUCUUUUACCGCACGCUGAAUCGGGACAAGAUUGUGCUGCUACACUCCAACAUCGUCAACCUGCUCACGAGCGUCCCGGUAAGCUGCUACGUCGAGCUGGUAUCGUCGCUGCACUCCAAGCUCGAUAGCGCUUCCACCCCCGGCAGCGAUGGACCCGACCCAUCCACCGUCGUCCCGUUCGAGGCCAACAACGUGUACGUGCUGCACGUGCUGGUAGAGUUUCUGCGCAAAAACUUCCAGAAGGCGGAAAAGAAAUCGGACCAAUACGAGCUGCUGUCCCCCAUACUGACCGUGCUGAUCAAGGCGGUGCGGGCCGACGGCGUUCAUCGCCGGUACGUAAGGUCGAUCAUUCUGCCGCCGCUGCGUGAUGUGCGCGACCGGCCGGAGGUGGGCAAAGAGCUGCGCAACCAUCUAUGCUCCCUGCUGACCAGCCCCUGCACCCAGAUCGCUGACCUGUCGGCGGAGUUGCUGUUUGUGCUGUGCAAGGAGAACGUCGGCCGGAUGAUCAAGUACACGGGGUACGGUAAUGCGGCGGGCCUGUUCGCUAACCGGGGACUGCUGGGUGGUCGCACCGGCAACGGUGGCGAGCAGUACUCGUCGGACAGCGAGGAUAGCGAUACGGAGGAGUACAAACAGAUACAGCACGCGAUCAAUCCGGUGAUUGGGUGCUACGAGUCACCGAAACCGAACCCACUGGAGGGUAUGUCGGAGGAGCAGAAAGAGUACGAAGCGAUGGAGCUGGUGAAGCUGAUGGAUAAGCUGCAGCGGCAGGGGUUGAUACAGCCGUGCAAGAUCGGCGAGGACGGAAAGCCGCACGCCGUCGAUCACAUAAUGGAGCUGCAGGAGGAAAUACCAGAGCAGCAGCGGGAUCAUAAGCGAAAGACAUAGAUGUCGGAAAACCGCCGCGAGGGACCCUUUUUGCACACCUUCCCCCUUCCCUAGUCGUUUGCAGCAUAUUUUUGCCGGUUCAAACGGUUUCAAGCGCAAACAAGGCAGCAAUUGUUCGUCCUCGGGGCUGGCAAAAGGACGCUAGCGUGAGCGUACGGCUAUGAUGUGAUGCCAAAAAACACUAUUUAGCUCAAACCCAUUCAUCGCCGCACCUGGCACGCGGACAAAGCACAGGCACCUGCGAUCCCGCCGAACGCGUACCGGCGCAUUGUCGCCCCGCGUCCAUUGCCAAAACUAACAUUCGAAAAUCGGGUUACCGGUUUAAAUAGAUUUACGCGUAGAGUUAAUGGUUUCCCCCCCACGUUCCGUUCCGUUUUUUCGUAGUAUUGUUUGCCGGUAUUUUAUUGACUCGUGCGUGUGUGAGUCAUGCCCCAAGCAUUAUGAAUUGCUAGUUUUAAAUAUGCAACUGCUUCCGUCGCGCAAAAAGAGGGGGAAAACGUUUUAAUCGAUCGCUUGUGUAAAAGCAAUCUAAAGUAAAGGGCAAAGGAUGACGAAAAA